This is a messenger RNA of Pogonomyrmex barbatus (red harvester ant), 2475 nucleotides long. It is a transcript of the gene Ndc1, whose product is annotated as Nuclear division cycle 1. Gene Ontology annotation, biological process: nuclear pore organization. NCBI's taxonomy places the organism in Eukaryota, Metazoa, Arthropoda, Insecta, Hymenoptera, Formicidae. Gene Ontology annotation, molecular function: protein-macromolecule adaptor activity. The record is from RefSeq and is a predicted model, not a curated record. Gene Ontology annotation, cellular component: nuclear pore transmembrane ring.
GCUAGGUUGCGACAUUUGAAAUUAUUUAAAAUUUCUUUGCGCUGUACACAUGUGCUAACCGGGUAAAUAAUUACGAAAGAAAUAUAAUUUUUAGCGGAGUCUGUGGACACCGUGAUGAGUAACGUUGCAUCGCGUAUCGGAACUUAAAAUACUAUUGUUGCAUGGGAUCUGGCGAAACGAACGAUAGAGAUUCGAGAAUCAAACAUAAGGACGGAGGUUAACCGGUUUCUACUACAUCACAAUGAUCGACACUGAUAAAAAGGGCUGCAGGGAACUGCUAAUGCAGCGAAUGAUCUUGGCCAUUGUCACAAGCAUAACGUUGCAAUUAUUUCUCAUUUGUUGCCUCGUCCCGUUCACGAAUCUGAGCAUGGAUUAUGCACGCUGGCUUGAAGAAACGUGGCACAUCAUAACGUCACCACGAAUGUGGGCUUACUUCAUUGUUCUUGCCAUGGUGACCAUCCUGCAAGGUUUUUUUUGCAGCAAGAGAUAUCUGCAUCCACUACCAUAUUACAAAAGCAGAUUCGCUAAGCUGCGUACAACCUUCACGUUUCAAAGUUUGCUUCUGCGAGUGUUGUACAUUGUCAUUGGUGGUAUUCUGGUCUGGCUGCAUUUGUCAUUGAAGAGAGGAAGCUACAAUUCUUCGACUGCGGACUACAGCAUCGAAUAUGGAUCACAUCUAGUAGAAGAACACUACUUUUUGCUGUUUAGUGGUUUAUGGAGUGGAUUGUAUUUCUUUAUCAAGACUGGUGAUUCCAGUAGAAAAUAUUUCCAGUUUCCCAUCAUAGCACAAUACAAGUUCUUCCGAAUAAGACAAAGAAUCAUUUCCAUGUUUCCAACACUGAUAAUUUCUUCUAUGUGGUCGACUCUAUAUUACAUGACAAUUUAUUAUUUUAUAAGGGCAUAUUGUCAUGAAGCAUUCUUAUCUGUUGUUUCUAUACACAUGGAGAGCAAUCCUUUGAAUACUAUAUCUAGAUUGCUAAAUUUGUCGCUGAUAUCACAACUGUGGCUUCAUCAGUUUAUAUUUAUAUUUAUAAUAACUAACACAUAUAUAUUAUUUGAGAUAUAUCUGACUGAAUGGACUCAGUUUAAAUUUGGCUUGAGUGGCGCAUACAAUGUUGAUAGUUCAGAAAUGACUCUUAUUGAUGGUCUGUCAAUGGAUAAGAUACCGAUAAUGCAGCACUUGGCAUACUUAGAUCUGGUCACCUUAGCACAAAAGGAAAAAAUGAGAAGAGGUACAUUGUUUACACUCAGCCAGCCAGGUGGUCAUCCAUACAAUUGGAAUUGCGUAGUGCAAAAGUGUACAAAUCUUCUCAAUAAAUUCUCGUCAGAUCUCAAUGCAAUAUCUAUAAAAUCUCAAGAUAAAUUAUUCUGCCACAGUGCAAGCAUAUUGACAACGAAAGGUCCACCAGCUCGACAAAGCAAAUAUAUUUAUCAUAUGCGGAAAUUGGUACCAGAUGUAAUACCAGCAACAACCUUACCAAUGGAAGCAGAUACAAUGGCUCCUUACAGUGGUCCAUUUAUUCAAAAAUAUAUAAAACAGAAAAAGGAAGCUUUCAUAGCAUAUUUGCUCUCUAAGCCACUUAUUAAUUAUAUUUUUGGCGAACAAGACGAUAAUAAGAUUCGUUAUGUCUUACAUAAUGGUCAAUUAAUGAUCUGGGCAACCGAAGCUAUUUCAUCUUUAACUGUCUUUUCACUGAUCGAAGAUUCUUAUGGUAUUGUACAAAAAGAUGUGCCAACGAUUAUCAACGCUUUGUUAUCAGUGAAGCAGGCGCUAGACAAACUGCAAAAGUCAGCUGUAUUAGCAAGGAAAAUGCUAAUGGAUGAUAAAUUGAUUAAGGAAAUUUUUACAUCUCUACGAAGUGCGAUUAAGCGUAGUUUGUAUAGAAUUGUUACAAAUUUUGAGCCUUAUAUCAAUGAUUUAUCUCUUGAGCCUUCAACGAUAGAACAACUGCAAAGUUUCCUCAAUUAUAAAGAAUAGUUUGUAAAUAAACUAUCUUUUGUCAUGAUGGAUAUAGCUUAUUGGAUAUUGGAUCUAGUAAAAUGUACUGUAUUUUAAGUUUAUAUUAUAUAUUAUUGGAUUAUUUUUUUUUUCAUUAAUUACCUAUGUAUAUUAAUGUUAUAUUUUAUUGUACUUUAUAUUUGUGAGAACAAAAUGUAUUAAAAAUUAUAUAGCCCAAAAUAUCUAUACAUUAAAGUAUUAGGAUAUUUAAGUUUAUUAAUACAGAUAUAUGUAAAAAAUACAAAACAACAUAUAGGUGCAACAUAUAGGUUCAUUUUCAUCGAGUAUAUUUCUUAAUAUUAAUUUAUAUUUUUACUUAAUAGUUGUUCAAUAAUAAUUUAUAAGAUUUGUACGUAUGUAUAGAUAAUAAACAAAUACUGUUCCAAAAAAUUGGAGAAUCAUUUUAUUAGUAAUCUUCGAAGUGAAUAAUAUGUAAAUUGUAAAAAGAAGUAAUUUUGGAAAUAUAUAAUAAAACA